UCCGCCCUUCUGUUUUCCGGUUUAGGGCCGUCGCGUCGGGGAGAAGACGAAGACGGCCGAAAUUCGAUAGCCAUUAGAAUGCGACUGAAGGAGCGCUGAAAUUGGAGCUUCAAGAACAUGGAACCUCAGCCUCAGCUCAAGAACAGCCCUAAACCGAAGCAGAUGAACCCCAAUUGGGCGCUACUCCAACAAAAGCUGAAAAGCCAUGCUUCGAAGCAUCCCAGGUUCUCUAAUGUUCCAAAAUUCGAUACUUCUAACUCUGUUUUGGGUAAACGCAAGGAAAGAUCUGAUGUGGACUCAAUUCGUUCUGACAAGAAUCUUCUCAUUCCAGUGAACGAUGACUUUAGUGUUACAGAUGUAGUAGCCAUGGAUUGCGAAAUGGUUGGUGUGGGUCAAGGUAACAGAAGUGCCCUUGGACGAGUUACACUGGUAAACAAAUGGGGAAAUGUUAUAUAUGACGAGUUUGUGCGACCCAUAGAGCGCGUUGUUGACUUUCGGACUCAAAUUAGUGGCAUAAGACCCUGCGACCUGAAGAAAGCGAAGGAUUUCCCAACAGUCCAGAAGAAGGUUGCAGACUUGAUUAAAGGAAAGAUUGUCGUUGGCCAUGCCUUGUGUAAUGACUUUAAGGCAUUGCUCUUAAGCCAUCCCAAGAAAGAUUUGAGAGACACCUCCGAGUAUCAAUUCUUUCAGAAGGAAGGAUGUAGAAGAGCUCUCCGCCAUCUGGCAGCCGAGUUUCUUGGUGUCGAGAUCCAAAAUGGGGAGCAUUGUCCUAUAGAAGAUGCUCGAUCUGCAAUGCUGCUGUAUCAGAAGAAAAGGAAAGAGUGGGAAAAGAGUCUCAAAUCUGAAAUGAAGCUCAAAUUGAAGCAGAAGAAACGCAAGCCUAGGAAGAAAUCCAAGGAUGGAGGUGGUUUUUGAAUGAUUUGAUCAAACCCCUAAUGUCUUAAUUUGAUUCAGAUCUUAAAAUAUGUGUAACUUGCUAGUAUAGGAGUGACUAAAUGAGUUCCAUUCUUUUAUUUUGUAAGUUAAGAUAGGCCCAGAGGUUGGGAGGGAGACCGUUGGCCUGUGUUGUAGGCCAAAUUUUGAUUUUCAGACUCGAAAAGAAUUACGGCUCACUAAAUAUAAUCUUCAAUCAUGAAAACUAUGUAAUGGAGAAGUUGAUGUAGGUUGUCUUUAAGAGCACUAUUUUUAGUUAAAAUUUCAAAUCAAAUCAAGCUUGGAAGAAA
Molecule: messenger RNA, 1223 nt
Organism: Momordica charantia (bitter melon)
Lineage: Eukaryota; Viridiplantae; Streptophyta; Magnoliopsida; Cucurbitales; Cucurbitaceae
Product: Polynucleotidyl transferase, ribonuclease H-like superfamily protein
Biological process (GO): rRNA processing
Cellular component (GO): nucleus
Molecular function (GO): 3'-5' exonuclease activity; nucleic acid binding
Source: RefSeq, a predicted model, not a curated record